Molossus molossus (Pallas's mastiff bat) is the source of this 1698-nucleotide messenger RNA. RefSeq names its product ArfGAP with dual PH domains 2 (gene ADAP2). Lineage: Eukaryota; Metazoa; Chordata; Mammalia; Chiroptera; Molossidae. Gene Ontology annotation, cellular component: plasma membrane; intracellular membrane-bounded organelle. Gene Ontology annotation, biological process: positive regulation of GTPase activity. The transcript has 11 exons. Gene Ontology annotation, molecular function: GTPase activator activity; phosphatidylinositol bisphosphate binding. The record is from RefSeq and is a predicted model, not a curated record. The coding region runs from base 25 to 1170 and encodes 381 amino acids.
CCCCGCUGGGCCCGCCGGCCGGCCAUGGGCGACCGCGAGCGCAACAAGAAGCGGCUGCUGGAGCUGCUGCAGGCGGAGGGCACUGGCAACGCGCACUGCGCCGACUGCGGGGCCGCGGAUCCUGACUGGGCCUCUUACAAGCUGGGCAUCUUCAUCUGUCUGAACUGCUCCGGCAUCCACCGAAACUUCCCAGACAUCAGCAAAGUUAAAUCCGUGAGACUUGACUUCUGGGACGACAGUAUUGUGGAGUUUAUGACCCACAACGGGAACCUCCGUGUGAAGGCCAAGUAUGAAGCCCGAGUCCCUGCUUUCUAUUACAUCCCCCAGGCCAGCGACUGCCCGGUCUUAAAGGAACAAUGGAUUCGAGCCAAGUACGAGAGACAGGAAUUUAUGGCUGAUGGGAAAACCAUGUCACCCUCAGAUAACCGAGAAGGGUUCCUGUGGAAGCGGGGAAGGGACAACGCGCAGUUCCUGAGAAGGAGAUUCGUCCUGUCGGCAGGAGAAGGCCUUCUGAAGUAUUACACUAAAGAAGAGGGUAAAGACCCCAAAGCUGUCAUCAACAUCAAGGACUUGAAUGCCACCUUCCAGGCAGAGAAGAUAGGCAACCCCCACGGGCUGCAGAUCACCUACCGGAGAGAAGGCCACAUCAGGAACCUGUUCGUGUACCACGAAAGUGGCAAGGAGAUAGUGGACUGGUUCAAUGCCCUCCGUGCGGCCCGUCUGCGAUACCUAAAAAUGGCCUUCCCUGAGCUCCCAGAGUCUGAGCUCGUGCCCCUCAUCACCAGGAACUACCUCAAACAAGGCUUCAUGGAAAAGACUGGUCCAAAGCAGAGAGAACCUUUCAAGAAAAGGUGGUUCGCCCUGGACCCCCAGGAACGGAGCCUGCUGUAUUACAAGAACCCACUGGAUGCCUUUGAGCUGGGCCAGGUGUUUCUCGGGAGCCGAGAGCAGGGGUACGAGGUGUAUGAAGACCUGCCCAAGGGCGUCCGAGGGAAUCGCUGGAAGGCCGGCCUCACCAUCGUCACCCCGGAGCGCAAAUUCCUCUUCACCUGCCCCAGCGAGAAGGAGCAGGGGGAGUGGCUGGAGAGUCUGCGAGAUGUGCUCUCCCGCCCCUUGACAGCCCUCAACCUCCUCACUGCAUCAGCAGAGAGUGGCCACAGCAGGAGGUGACACACUGGCUGAGGAACUGGCUGGCCACUGGCCAUGGGAGCUCUUGGAGGGAAGGAGAAGUUUGCAGCUCGGCCUUGGUCAUCCAGCCGGGUGCUCCGCAGUUGGCACCCAUCACUGGCAGUGAACUCUGCCAUAGCUAAAGCUUUGGCUUUUACCUGCCAGCUCCCUGGGCCUCACCACUGCCCAGCCCUGGGUGUCAGGGGACCUGGUACAUGUCCUCAAGGCCCAGGACAUCCGUGAUGGAGGCACUGCAAUGGACAGGCACCACAGCAUCACUCGAGUGCCAUGCUUUCCCUCCAGAAAGUUCAGUCUGACUCACCGUGAGGAAAUAGUCAGACAAAUCUAUGUGAAGGACAUUCUGCAAAACAACUGGCCUGGACUCCUCAAAAAUGUCAACAUCAUAACAGAUAAAGUAGUGUGGGAACUGUUCCAGGUUAAAGGAGACCAAAGAGCAACACCAGGCAACUUGUAAUUCUUGACUGGAUCCUGGAUUUAAAAAAAAAAGUUAUAAAGAAUAUAAAUUUGAGU